This is a messenger RNA of Ostrinia nubilalis (European corn borer), 3222 nucleotides long. RefSeq names its product nascent polypeptide-associated complex subunit alpha, muscle-specific form-like. Bases 1 to 3222 code for a protein of 1073 amino acids. The transcript has 5 exons. NCBI's taxonomy places the organism in Eukaryota, Metazoa, Arthropoda, Insecta, Lepidoptera, Crambidae. The record is from RefSeq and is a predicted model, not a curated record.
AUGGCGGCAAGCGGCGCGCCCUCGCGCCCGCCGCGCCGCGGGCCCGCGCCCAUCGCCUCCUUCGACCACGACGUCUCCGACGAGUCGAGCCCCGAGACGAAGCAAUCUUUCCGCCUGCCGGAGAUCGUCGAGGACGCCAGCUCGACCGGCGGCGGGGACGCGCUAGCGCCGCCCGCGCAGCGCGCGCGCUCGCAGUCCACGCCGGCGGCGGCGGCGGCGAGUGUGGGUGCUGCGGGUACUGUGGGAGCGGGUGCUGCAGGCGCUCUAGCCGCGCCGGCCGCGCCGCGCAUCGACAUCUCGCGCGCCUCCAGCUCCAGCCACCACGACUCGCGCGACAGCUCGCCCGAGCUGGCGCUGUUCGCGGGCGCCGCGCCGUCGGCCGCCGAGGGGCUCGGCUUCCGCGAGGACGGCGCGCUGGACCUGCGCUCCUCCACCGAGGAGCUCGCCUUCCUGGAGCCCGCGCCGGCGCCGCCGCCCGCCGCGCCCGCGCGCCGCCACUCGCGCAAGGACUCGCAGGGCUCCGAGGCGGCGCUGCUGGCGGUGUCGGGCCGCACCAGCCGCCUGUCCAGCGUCGGCUCGCAGUGCUCGGCGCACUCGGCGCUGUCCGGGCUCAGCCGCGCCGGCCGCCUGUCCGUCGCGUCCGCCGCCUCGCGCUCGCCCUCGCCGCACAGGAUGCUGCUCGAGACCUCCUUCUGCGGGCCCAAGCCCAUCGAGACCGACCCCGAGCUGUGCGCCGCCGCCGUCGAGGAGCGCCUGCUCGAGAUGGCCGAGCUGAGCGCCGCCACGUCGCCCGCGCCCGCGCCGCCGGUGGACGCGCGCGACCGCCGCGAGGUGCGCACCGAGGCGACCGUCGAGCGGCCCGCGCCGCGCCCCGCCCCCGCGCGCCCCGCACCCGUGCCUUCCGCCCCCGCCCCCGCCGCUAAGCCCGCGCCGGUGCCCGCCCCGCCGGCGUCCGAUCCCCCGGCGCCCGCCGCCGACGACGAAAAGCGACAAAAAGAAACCAGAAAUCGAGUCCGAGCCGAGGAGAGAAGAGCGAGAUCGCGGGAGCGCCGCGAGGACCCGGGCGAGAGUCGGACCGAGAGUCGAUCGAAAGACAUCAUUCGGAUAAGGCUGAAACCGAGCGAGGAGUACGAGGACGACGACGACGACGACGCGACCGAGUGCGCGGCUCGCGGGCCGGCGCCGGGGCCGGGCCCGGGCCCGCGGGCGGCGCGCCCCACCGAGCUGGCGGCCGAGCCCGCGCCCGCGCCGCGCCGGCCCGCGCGCGACUCGCGCACGCCCUCGCCCGCCGGCGUCGUGGUGUCGCGGAAGUCCUCCUUCUGCUCGCUGUUCAAGUCCCGCGAGACGAUCGCGUCGCCGGAGUCGCCGUCGGACGCGCUCCGUCGCAAGAAGAGUCUCAACGAGGGCCGGUCGCGGAGCCGAAGCCGCGACCGCUCCGCGACGCCGACGUCUGCGACCAAAAUCAAGGGUUCCGUGCUGUCGCUCUUCAAGACUCCGCGGAAGAGCGCCACCUCCCCGUCUCCGAGCUCGCGCGAGGGCUCGCCGGUGGUGCAGGCGCCGCGGCCGGCGGUCCCGCAGCCGCCCCGCCCCACGCGCGGCGAGAAGCUCAAGUACUACGAGGACGCGAAGGAUGGAAUCAUCCACAUCCCGCUUCGCACGCCGCCCGACGAGGCCGGCGCUCCCUCGGGAGAUCACGACGUGCGACCCGCCUCCGCCCCGCAGCAACGCGGGCCUCCCUCUUCCGUCGUGACGUCUGCUGCGGUUCCGUCAUCGUCGGCCGGCAGCAGCGUCGCCGCGGGCCCGGCGUCGACCUCGGUUCACGCCGCGCGAUCUCCCUCGAAACCUAUCCAGCGCACCGUGCUCCCCGACGGGAGCAUCAUAAUCCCGCUUCGCUCACCGACGGAGAAGAACGCCGAGGACGACCUUCUGGCCACCUUUCCGGUCAAAUCCAAGACUCCAGAGGAGCCUCGACCGGCCGAGAAAACCUCCCGGUCCUCGUCGACGGUGGAAGUCGUUUCCGCCGUGAUCAGUCCCGGACCGGUGUCGACGAGUUCCGGUCCGGCGUCCGCGAGCCCCGGGGACGCGGCGACGGGGCCGAGCGCGCCCGACGUCACGCCCUCGCCCGACCCGCCGCCGCCGGUGGCGCCGACCGAGCGGGCGCGGUCGCGGCGCGAGCGCCUCAUCUUCACGACCCACGUCGGCAGCGCCGAGCAGGUUUUCUGCACCCAAUUCAGUAUAACGAAAACGCCGAGCGUCACCAGCGAGAUCUCCGGAUCCUUUCCGAGCUUCCCCGACGUCGAGGAGGCCGUCGCGGCGGCGUCGACGUCUCAAGUGACUUCGGCGUCGACGUCGACGGUGGCCCUCGAGCUCCACACGCCCGCCGCCGAGUCGCACACGCCGGCCGUCAGUCCGGGGGCGGAGACGCCGCGCGGGGGCCCGGCGCCCAGCCCGGGCGGCGCGAGCCCGCAGGACGCCGGGCGCGACUCGUCCGAGUCGGAGGCGAGCUCGGAGGCGGCGCCCGCGCGCGCCGGCAACGACGUGGAGCGACGCGGGCUGGUCGUGCAGGAGUCGUUCGAGGACGAGCUGCCGUACGUGCCGACGACGCUGCCGCAGGAGCGCUCGCUGGCGCUGCCGAUGGUGCCGGUGCGCGAGCGCGGCGGCGUGCGCGUGGCGGCGCUGCAGCGGCCCCGGGCCAGCCCCGCGCCGCGCGUGCCGCCGGUGCCGCCGCCCAGCACGCCGGCGCCGCGCGCGCCCGCCGCCGAGGACAAGAUCCGCAUCAAGCUGCCGCGGCGGCCGCGCACCGCGUCGGCCAGCGCGGCGCCCCCGCGACCCGAGCGCGCCCGAUCUCGCAGCGGGAGCGAAGGAAUGGAAACUCGAUCGAAGGCGGAGUGGAUCGACUUCGAAGAAGUACCUGAAAAACGAAAGCAACCGAAGCGCAUCCAGACGCUGCCGAGCGCGGCGGUGGGCGCGGGGGUUGCGGCGGGCGCGGGGGCGGCGCGCGACGUGGUGUUCAGCUACGUGGCGCCCGACGAGUGCCGCUGCGAGUGCCACGCGCGCGCCGACGACGAGACGCCGCUGCUGCUCGACGACGCGCAGCCCCGGCUUGGCAUGUCGCCCGAGGAGGCGGAGGCGGGCGCGGGGCUGGCGCGGCCCUUCACCGCGGACCUGCAGCUGCGGCACGAGCCCGCCACGCCGCAAGAGCCGGCGGGCGCGCGGCCCUGA